Molecule: messenger RNA, 1227 nt
Organism: Alternaria infectoria
Lineage: Eukaryota; Fungi; Ascomycota; Dothideomycetes; Pleosporales; Pleosporaceae
Exons: 1
Coding region: 1-1227 (408 amino acids)
Biological process (GO): RNA processing
Cellular component (GO): nucleus
Molecular function (GO): RNA-3'-phosphate cyclase activity
Source: RefSeq, a predicted model, not a curated record
AUGGCGUCCACACCUGAAACCCAGACACCCAUUCGUCUAGACGGCACAACACUCGAAGGCGGAGGCCAACUUCUACGGGUAGCCCUUGGCCUCUCGAGCCUGACCAAAAGUCCAAUCCACAUCAUCAAGAUCCGGGGCAAGCGCUCCGGCGGCGGGGGACUUAAAGCCCAGCAUUUGACCUGUGUGCAGUGGCUAGGCCAAGCAAGCAAUGCGAACAUUAACGGUGCAGAUCUCAAGAGCAAGGAUAUCACCUUCGUCCCAUCCAGAACCGUCGAAAGAUCCAACAGCAUACUGACUGCUGGUGACGUGCGGAUCAAACAGAGCACCCCCGGAAGUGUCAAUCUAGUCCUACAGGCCAUCUUACCGUAUAUCAUCUUCUCUGGAGUUCAAACGCCGAUACGUAUACGCGUCGAUGGAGGCACCAACGUUUCCAACUCUCCAUCCAUCGAUUACGUCGUCCAGGUUCUCAUACCAACGUUGGAACGCAUCGGCAUACCACACAUCGAUGUUCAGAUCCAUUCGCGGGGCUGGUCACAGGGAAGUGCCACUGUUGGCAGCGUUACGUACACAAUUUCGCCUUUGAAAGAAAGGCUAUCAGCAUUUCAAUUACUCGACAGAGGAGAAACUGUCAGUGUAACGGCAACCAUCAUCGCACCCAAAGAUACUGAGCGGCAGUUUCGCAAGGAGCUCGAUGUUAUGUUUGAGAGACGCCAGUCUCGUUUCUUCGGCUAUGCGGGCGACCACGAUGAUAGGGUUGAUAUUACCUUCGAGGACUCAUACCACGACAAGCGUUACUACCUCCUACUAGUAGCUACCACGUCCACCGGUAUGAAGCUUGGCCGUGACUGGCUGUAUGAUCGGGGGUUCCGUGCUGGGAAGCUCGAACAGAUCAUUCCUACCAUCGUGAAGAAGAUUUCCGACGAUUUGUUGGCGGAGAUUGAGCAUGGUGGCUGCGUGGAUGAGUACCUACGCGACCAGUUGGUAGUGUUCCAGGCACUCGCUAAGGGAAGGAGUCAAGUGUAUGGGGGAAAGAGCGACGGCGAAUCGGUGAAGCCGAGUCUACAUGCCAAGACUGCGCAGUGGGUAGCAAAGGAGAUGCUUUGUGUGGAGUUUGAUGACGAAGGUGGGUGUGAAGGCAUUGGGUUCUUGCCAGGUGAUAUGAGUCAGUAUUAUAGUGCAGACCAUGGUCUUGCGAAGCAUCUGGAUAGCAUGAGCAUCUCUUCAUGA